Scheffersomyces stipitis CBS 6054 is the source of this 939-nucleotide messenger RNA. RefSeq names its product N-acetylglucosaminylphosphatidylinositol deacetylase (gene GPI12). Bases 1 to 939 code for a protein of 312 amino acids. Gene Ontology annotation, cellular component: endoplasmic reticulum. Gene Ontology annotation, biological process: GPI anchor biosynthetic process. The record is from RefSeq and is a predicted model, not a curated record. Gene Ontology annotation, molecular function: N-acetylglucosaminylphosphatidylinositol deacetylase activity. The transcript has a single exon. NCBI's taxonomy places the organism in Eukaryota, Fungi, Ascomycota, Pichiomycetes, Serinales, Debaryomycetaceae.
AUGCUAUUGAGCAUACCCUCGUUUAUAUUCAAGGUCUUCAGCACUACGUUCCUAGUGUGGAUUGUGCUUUCCACUGCGAUACCCCAACUUCUACUGAAAUACACAGACAAAGAGAUCCAGUCCAACCAUUUCCAGAAAACAAAUUACCCAUAUAACUCGUUGACGUCUCCGACGCCAUUACCCAUCCAAAACAGCACAGUAUACUUCAUAAUCGGCCAUCCUGACGAUGAAGUGAUGUUCUUCUCACCUUCUUUGAUUGAGUUGGCUAAGGCUAAACACCAGAAUAAUGUCAAACUCAUCUGUUUUUCAACAGGAGAUUCAGUCGAUGAAUCUUUCGGAGGCAUUCGUAGUGCUGAGCUCAUCAACUCUGCUCGGAUCUUAGGUUUACCAUCGGAGAACAUCACGAUUCUCGACAAGUUCAAGGAUGGAAUGAAUAUCACCUGGGACUCUAACGAUAUUAGAGAAACCUUGAAAGAGCUCAUAGGAACCGGACCCCAGAAAGAACCGGUAGUUUUGAUCACAUUUGACGAGAAGGGAGUGUCGAACCAUCCAAACCAUAUUUCCCUCUAUGUUGGAACUGUCAACUAUUUCAAGACAUACUUUAAGAACAAUAAGGAUGUCACGUUGUUCGUGUUGAAAAGUCUUACUUUCUGGGAGAAGUAUAGUUUCACUUUCUUGAGUAGCGUCGAAUUAUUUGUCGACCAUGUGUCAAAGCUAUUCUUCAGCAAUUUUUUCAAGAUUGACAUUAACAUCAGCUUCUUCACUAAGAGUAGUCUUCCCAACACAAAUGCUAUCAAGUUCUAUUCAGACUUGAAUAUGCUCAGUGUCAGUUACGCAGCAAUGUGCUAUGGACAUUACAGUCAGAUGGUGUGGUUCAGGUAUGGUUGGAUAAUACUCAGCAGAUACUUGACAUUUAACCAUCUUAUUCAAAUUACCUAA